GCGGUAGUCUGGGUGGAGCGAGCGAGUUACAUGGGCGAAAGUGCGCUGGAGCUUCUACGUGGGACAAGAGGGGAAAGCGUUUUACAACUGGACCCAGUUUAAGAAUUCACGCCGAAAUCUAUCAGAUGGAUGUUUAUUCUUCGUGUUGUGCGUUAGAGACCUAGUUCAGCCGCCCGGAACGUCGGCACUGAGUGUUUGGCGAAUGUUAAUAUUUACAUAACCGUUACAGUUUCGGAGUGCGUGCUGGCGAAGAGACAGCGUGGGGAUCUGGAGCAACUAAACACACCUAGGAAAUAAUUUUGCUUUUGGAUACACUAUUCAGACAAACUGAUCACCUAAUAUCGCAUUUCUUCAAAUUUUUCUUAAUUUUUCUGAUUCAGAAAAAAAAACAAGUUAUACAACAGGGAAGUACAGUGCACGGCACGGUCCUAAAGCCCGCCGUGUAUACAGCUGCGCGCUUGUACAACGAAACACGAGCAACUAAACACACCUAAGAAAGAAUUUUGCUUUUGGAUACACUAUUCAGACAAACUGAUCACCUAAUAUCGCAUUUCUUCACAUUUUUCUUAAUUUUUCUGAUUCAGAAAAAAACAAGUUAUACAACAGGGAAGUACAGUGCACGUCACGGUCCUAAACCCCGCCGUGUAUACUGCUGCGCGCGUGUACAACGCACUCGUAGCCAAAUGGUUCAAUUGCGGCCGGUGUUUAAAAGCUUUGUCAGCAUGGAAAGCCUUUUGUUAGAGCAAGGAUAAUUUCAUUCACUUCAAGAAUCUAACACUUCUUUUAUACUUUUUUUUUGCAUAGACAAUAACUUGAACGCACGCUUUCCUUCAUCACGUAUUGGGACUGCAUAUAGUGCUGCAAACAGAUCUGUGAGGCAGAAAUAUUGAAUUAUAAAGGGUUUUUCCGGUGAAGUAAUGGUCGUAAAUACAAUCCACUGGUUCAGGAAGGGCUUGCGGCUCCACGACAAUCCUUCCCUCAAAGAGUCGAUCCGGGGAGCGGAUACUGUGCGCUGUGUCUACAUCCUCGACCCCUGGUUUGCGGGAUCGUCCAACGUCGGAAUCAACAGGUGGAGGUUUUUACUACAGUGUCUGGAGGACUUGGACGCCAGCCUCCGCAAACUCAACUCCCGCUUGUUUGUAAUCCGGGGUCAGCCCACAGAUGUCUUCCCCAGGCUCUUCAAGGAGUGGAACAUCACCCGGCUGUCUUAUGAGUAUGACUCAGAGCCGUUUGGAAAGGAGCGAGAUGCAGCCAUUAAAAAGCUGGCCAGCGAGGCUGGAGUGGAGGUGACGGUACGGAUCUCCCACACGCUCUAUGAUCUGGACAAGAUCAUAGAGCUCAACGGUGGCCAGUCUCCACUCACCUACAAGCGCUUCCAGACCCUCAUCAGCAGGAUGGAGGCAGUGGAGACCCCUGCAGAGGCCAUCACAGCAGAAGUCAUCGGCUCCUGCACAACUCCUCUUUCUGACGAUCAUGACGAGAAGUUUGGGGUUCCUUCCCUGGAGGAGCUUGGUUUCGACACAGAGGGGCUGUCCUCAGCGGUGUGGCCCGGGGGAGAGACUGAGGCCCUUACACGGCUCGAGAGGCAUCUGGAGAGAAAGGCAUGGGUGGCUAACUUUGAGCGUCCCAGGAUGAACUCCAACUCACUGUUGGCUAGUCCUACUGGCCUCAGUCCUUACUUAAGGUUUGGCUGCCUCUCGUGUCGACUCUUCUACUUCAAACUAACUGACCUGUACCGAAAGGUGAAGAAGAACAGCUCGCCGCCUCUGUCGCUCUACGGCCAGCUGCUGUGGCGCGAAUUCUUCUACACAGCCGCCACAAACAACCCACGCUUCGACAAAAUGGAGGGCAACCCCAUAUGCGUUCAGAUCCCAUGGGACCGCAACCCAGAGGCACUGGCCAAGUGGGCUGAGGGCAGGACAGGCUUCCCCUGGAUCGACGCUAUCAUGACCCAGCUGAGGCAGGAGGGGUGGAUUCACCACCUGGCACGCCACGCCGUGGCCUGCUUCCUCACACGUGGAGACUUGUGGGUCAGCUGGGAGGAGGGCAUGAAGGUGUUUGAGGAGCUGUUGUUGGACGCAGACUGGAGUGUAAAUGCAGGGAGCUGGAUGUGGCUCUCCUGCAGCUCCUUCUUUCAGCAGUUCUUCCACUGCUAUUGCCCAGUGGGUUUCGGCCGCCGCACCGACCCCAACGGCGACUAUAUACGACGGUAUUUACCUGUGCUGAGAGGAUUUCCUGCUAAGUACAUUUAUGACCCGUGGAACGCACCGGAAAGUGUGCAGAAGUCCGCCAAAUGUGUGAUCGGUGUGCACUACCCAAAGCCCAUGGUGCACCAUGCAGAGGCCAGCCGCCUCAACAUAGAGCGCAUGAAGCAGAUUUACCAGCAGCUGUCCUGUUACCGCGGCCUGGGACUGCUGGCCAUGGUGCCGUCCAACCCUAACGGGAACGGGGAAAACUCCACAAGCAUGAUGGGAAUUCCCACUGCAGAUGCCACCCAGGACACUGCUGCAUCCUCUGGUUAUUCAGGCAGCAGUAGUGGGAUGGUGUGCUAUAGACAGGAAGCUCAGCAAUUUUCCGGCCCUAUGCUACAGCAAGGGCGGGGACAUCACUCCAGCAUUGUACAGACCACUGGGAAACGUCACAGUGAGGACUCUGGUCAUGCCACAGGCUCAAAAGUCCAGAGACAGCACAGUCCUUAAACAGGUUCCCACAUGUGACCACACUGUCCUGGAACUCACAGACACACACAUACACUGAUUGGUGUGUGUGUUAAAAUGAGUGCUUAAAUAUAUACAUACAUAUAUAAAACUAAUUAAGGAGAAUCAGGGUGUUUUGGGGUUUUUUUUCCCCCUCCAGGAGUGCAUGAUCCUUUUAUGUAAGCGCUCCUUCACAUCAUCACUUGGACUACACCCAAGCUGAUGCUGGCACUCUAGCCAAGUUUGGAAAGGAUUAUUAAAUAAAAAAAAUAAAUAGCUUCUCCUUGACAUGACAAUGUUCUAAUCUCAGUGAGAGUUAGGACUUCUCUUGGCACAGAACUUUGCUGUAUAUAUGAAUUUGUUUAAUACUCGCGUACACACUGUAUAUUUGCUAUUGUAUGUGCUUUCUCUUUGAUUUAGUCUUAGACCCACUGAUAUAUUUUUGAUAUAAAUUAUCAUUGUGGAUCAGCUGUAAUUCUUUUAUUUUUUGAAAGCAUAAAUAUUAAAGAACAUUUGUAGAUUGUGUUUACUGUGCACAGUGAGGCUCUUCUCAGUCUCUGUCUCUCCCACCUUCUCUGCCUUUCUCUCUGAUCCGUUUCACAUCGUCACUGUUGCCGUCUUUUUCCUCCUUUCCUUUUCUCAUUCAACCUUCUUAUGCCGCGUCUUCUCACGUAGUAGUCAUCUGUGUAAUUGAAACAGGGUGCAAAAUCAUCACAUUGUGCAAAUUGUCUACUUUUGUGUGCUUGUUUAAUAAAUACAAUGUAAAUAACA
Hemibagrus wyckioides is the source of this 3467-nucleotide messenger RNA. It is a transcript of the gene cry1a, whose product is annotated as cryptochrome circadian regulator 1a. The transcript has 13 exons. NCBI's taxonomy places the organism in Eukaryota, Metazoa, Chordata, Actinopteri, Siluriformes, Bagridae. Gene Ontology annotation, cellular component: nucleus; cytoplasm. Gene Ontology annotation, molecular function: DNA binding; FAD binding. Gene Ontology annotation, biological process: negative regulation of DNA-templated transcription; entrainment of circadian clock by photoperiod; circadian regulation of gene expression. The record is from RefSeq and is a predicted model, not a curated record. Bases 918 to 2699 code for a protein of 593 amino acids.